Molecule: messenger RNA, 700 nt
Organism: Aphanomyces invadans
Lineage: Eukaryota; Oomycota; Saprolegniomycetes; Saprolegniales; Verrucalvaceae
Exons: 1
Coding region: 7-639 (210 amino acids)
Source: RefSeq, a predicted model, not a curated record
AUCACCAUGGCUGACAAGUGCUUUUUCAACGGAUGCGACAACGAGUGCGCGGCCGGUGCAUGGAAGUGCGAGUUUCACAAGAACCGCGUGCGCUGCCGCGGCAACGACUGCAGGAACCAAGUGUAUGCCAGAUACCUCUGUGUGCGCCAUGGCGGCAAGAAGAAGUGCCAGUUCCCCGACUGCACAGGCAACGCCCGCGUCGGCACGUACUGCUGCCGCCACGGGGCAGCGAGCAAGAAGAAGCAUUGCAUGAUCGAAGGAUGUACCAAAGUCGCCCACGCACGCCGCUUGUGUGUGGGACACGGUGGUGGUCGCAUCUGCAAGGUUGAAGGAUGCACCGCGCAUGCUCGUCAUGCUGGGUGCUGCCGCAAACACGGUCGCGAUGCCGUGUCCGCGAACGCGACCGACACGGAGUCUCCCAAUAUCACCAUGUUGAAGGAAGAAAUCCUGCCCCUUCCCUUGCUCAACUUGUAUCCCAUGAGCAUGUCCAAGUCUCUACUGGACCAGCCUUGUCAUUUCUCGUUCGCGGGCGGCGACUUUUCCCCCAUCGACGUCCUCGACUUUGACGUUGCGUUCGACGCCGAUGACCUCGACGGCCUGUUUGACGCUGCAGUGUUUGACUGCCCAUGGACGUUGUAGAAAAAAAUACCCCGGCUAUAUAGAAAUUUCAGGAUAAUUUUAUUAAUAUUGUAAUAUACAC